Molecule: messenger RNA, 1038 nt
Organism: Colletotrichum gloeosporioides
Lineage: Eukaryota; Fungi; Ascomycota; Sordariomycetes; Glomerellales; Glomerellaceae
Exons: 1
Coding region: 1-1038 (345 amino acids)
Source: RefSeq, a predicted model, not a curated record
AUGGUGCAGCCGACGCCUACUCUUGCCAAUCGUUCCAUGACCUCCCAGGACGACGACAAUGGUCACAACAAGUACGAUGACAAGAUCAUCAAAGACCUCCUUACUCUACUGGUCAUCGCCCAGGAGAGGUUUGCCAACCACACCACCACUCAUCCUACGAAGCGUUCUGUCGAGGGUUCUAACCAGAACGACAUUAACGCCAUCUUGGUCAAAAUCCUUGACCGCAUCGUCAAGGCCCAGGAGGACCCUAGCGAAAGGGACAUCGAACUCAUCUGGACCGCUCUUCUACAGCGUCUCGUCAAAGCCCAUGAGGAUGCCGCGAAGCCGUCCAACCCCUGGACCGCACCGACAAAGUUGACCGCCGCAGCAUCGAUUAUCACCCUCAUCAUCGGAGUUCUGAACUUUUUUAAGGACAGAAUCAUCUCGCUGGACUGGCGAAUCUGCGGCUGGCGCCUUGCUUCUCUCGUCUUAUGGAUCACCGGCUGGGAGGCGGCCACUCAGCUUAAAGACAGACUGAGUGUCGUCGAAAAGGCUAUUUCCGGCAGAGCGAACGUCGAGCCUUUCAUAUCGGCAACAGCGUUGGACAACCCCAUGCAAUGCCUGAAAACUCGGGUCGCUAACCUCAACACUGACCUCGAAAAGACAACAAAGGAUACUACUGAUCUUGGCACUAACCUUGGUAAUGACAUCACUCGGCUGGACAAGCUGGUGGCCGAUAAGGCCACUGAACUGGAGGAGCUGGUGGCUAACAAGGCAAUCAAACUCGAGAAGCUCGUGACUGACAAAGCUACCGAACUGAAGAAGCUCGUGGCUGACAAGGCCGUCGAACUGAAGAAGCUGGUAGGCGACAACGACGCCGACCUAGAGAAGCGAGUCGACGACAACAUGAUCAAGCUGGAGCACCGGGUGAACAAGAACACCGCCAACCUUGGUAGCCGUUUGGACGAGAAAAGAGACGAGUUUUCGAAGAAGCUGGGAGACCUGGAAACUUCUCUUCAGGUUCACAAGGACAUGGCGGUAUCGUUGGCACACAACUGA